This is a messenger RNA of Phragmites australis (common reed), 801 nucleotides long. RefSeq lists its product as uncharacterized. The coding region runs from base 234 to 443 and encodes 69 amino acids. The transcript has a single exon. Lineage: Eukaryota; Viridiplantae; Streptophyta; Magnoliopsida; Poales; Poaceae. The record is from RefSeq and is a predicted model, not a curated record.
CCUUGGCUCGUCCCGCCGACCAUUUGCUUUGCCCGUUGAGUCACACUAGCGCAACUGUGCAAGCGCGCUCCUCCUUAAACGCAACGUUGCUCGCACACACUCACCUGCCGGCCAGUAAUUACUCCCCUGCUUCCCCCGAGAAACAGAGCCAGAGAGAAAUCGCAAGAAACGCAAGCUUGAGAGAGGGAGAAGGGCAUCGAUCGAGAGAUCGAGAGGAGGAGCGUGGGAUCGAGAUGGCGGACUGGGGCCCCGUGGUGAUCGCGACGGUGCUGUUCGUGCUGCUCACGCCGGGGCUGCUGUUCCAGCUGCCGGCGCACGGCCGGAUCGUGGGGUUCGGCACCAUGCACACCAGCGGCAUCGCCAUCCUUGUCCACGCCGUCCUCUACUUCGCCCUCAUCACCAUCUUCCUCAUCGCCAUCGGCGUCCACAUCUACGCAGGCUAGCUCCAGCUCCACUUCGGCAUCCGAUUCCUUCCGAGUUUCAGUCCCUCGUCUCAUCUCAUCGGUUCUAUUCCAAUCUAGUAUAUGUGAUGCUCGCCUAUGUCGGCUUGGUUGCUCAUGCUGCCUAGAAACUACUGUAGUUGGUAGUUGUAGUAUUGUUGAUGUUCGUGGUGGCGGUGGUGUAUCUUGUUAAAUUGCUGCAGGGAACCAUCUGGAUAUUGCAUGCAGUGUACUGUAUUGAGGGGAUUAUCUUAUCUGUCCUUUCCUUUCCUUUGAUCUGCUUGGCUGUGCCUGUGCUUUGGUUCGGGGAAAGAAUAGGACUACUAGUACAGUCACCAUGAACGGUGGUAUGUUCCGUGUA